Anguilla rostrata (American eel) is the source of this 1351-nucleotide messenger RNA. It is a transcript of the gene btg3, whose product is annotated as B-cell translocation gene 3. Lineage: Eukaryota; Metazoa; Chordata; Actinopteri; Anguilliformes; Anguillidae. Gene Ontology annotation, cellular component: nucleus; cytoplasm. The record is from RefSeq and is a predicted model, not a curated record. The transcript has 5 exons. The coding region runs from base 186 to 920 and encodes 244 amino acids. Gene Ontology annotation, biological process: negative regulation of cell population proliferation; negative regulation of mitotic cell cycle.
GCGAACGAAGAGUAUGGAUAUGUAAUGAAAAGUUUGCUAGGUGGCUGCGGAACUAGCUGAUUGAGGAUCAGUGAAGUUAACCACAGUUCUGGUCUCGACCUAUUGUCUCGACUUUUCGUACCAAAACUGAAACUGAUCCCGAGUCAGUGUGACGGACACUCUCGUGGGGCUAAACGGAGUGAACGAUGAAGAAAGAAAUUGCGGCAGUGGUGUUUUUUAUGAAACGGCUGGUCAGGAAGGCGGAAAAGCUGGAGACGGAGAAAGUGGAUCGUUUUGUGGAGAGACUGACUGUGGCAUUACAGGAGAAAUACCGGGGGCACUGGUACCCCGAGAACCCCAGCAAAGGCCAGGCUUUCAGGUGUAUUCGAGUGAACGGGUUUCUGAAGGAGGACCCUGAGCUGCUGAGAGCCUGUCGGGAGAGCGGGGUGCAGUACAGAGACUUGGGCCUGCCACAGGAACUCACUCUCUGGGUGGACCCUGGGGAGGUAUGCUGCAGGUAUGGGGAGAAGAACCACGCCUUCACGGUGGCGAGUUUCUCGGGAGACGACGUGGACGACAAGGAGGACGUGACCAAGAAGGUGACGAGCGCGGUGGAGAAGGUGACGUCGGACUACCACUCCGGCUCCUCGUCUGACGAAGAGAGCGGCACCCGAGAGGCCUGUGUGACCCCCCCUUUCCCCCACUUCCAGCCCCGCUACCAGCCGGUGCCCCAAAUCCCCUACCAGCCGGUCCACGUGUGGCACCCGUUUCCGAAAAAGAAGACCGGGCCCGGGAAGGGGCACGGGCCCCCCCACCCUCACUUUGGCUUCCGCCCCCACGCCAGGCCCAACCCCUGCUUCAGACCGAACGGCUGGUGUCCCGUCCGGCCCCGAAACGGACCGGGUUACUGGGGAAGCACCCCAAACCUGGCCCACUCUUAGGAACCACUAAAGCGAAACAGUGACGUAGUUACUCUGGAAACGAAAAGGACUGACACAAUGCUGACCAAACUCUGAAAGUAUUUUUGUAGUAAUUAUUUGUUUAUCGUAAUAACUUUCUUUUUGAUUUUUUGAAUUUGUACAAUUUUUAAAAAGAUAUGUUGACUCUGCACUUUAGAUAAUUUGUUAUAGAAAGUUGUGUAAGGUGUUUGCUUAUAUACAGAAUUAGAAAUCUUUGGCUAUGAUAGGAAAUUUUAAUUAUGGAAAUAUGUACUGUAUUUAUAUUUAAUGGGAUCACUGUUAUUCUCUGAUGUUCGACAGACUGUCCAUCAGUUUUGUUUAAAUGACCAAAUGUUUUGUAUGUAUUCACAUCAUAGUAUUGUGCUGACUACUUAAAUUAUGAAAUACAUUAAACGUUUUCUUAAUUAGACAAA